GUGAUUCCGGGAGAACAAGCCAAGCGAAUGAAGUUCUUAUUUGUAGUAUACAUGAAAUAGUACCACUACCUUUCCAAAGAUUACCGCAGAUCUUAAAAUAUUCGUAUAAAGUUAGUUGUCCAUGUGUCUGAUAUGGACGGACACAGGAGUAAGUACAUCCUUCUAAACAAUCGUCAUGGAUGCACAAAGCGACUAAGCAAUCGUUAUGGAAACUUCUGUCUUACACUCGAUGACAUUCUCGACACGUUGCCAUUACCGACUGAAGCAAUUCGAGGUGAGUUAUUAGCGAAAGCUGACUACGAGCCUUGUAAUCAACAUCUUUCAAGAGUUGGAAGAAUGGCGCUCGUUGGAAUCGAUAGAAAGGAACUACAUCUUGAAUGUGGCAAGGAAGAUCUAUUUAAACUUUCAGAAGAAGAUGCUUCCUUGCUUCUAGCAAUUUCUGAUCUGAAGUUGAGAUGUGAAACGUUUGCAAAGCAAAUUCAAAAUGUUUCGGGUCGUCUUUCGCUGGGAAGAGCAGUCUCUGUGUUACUAUCAUCAGGAAGAUCGGUACCCGGUGUUCUACGUUACAUGGGUGAAUUGCCACGUAAGAUUGGAACUUGGUUUGGAGUUGAAUUGAUGGGUGAUCCCAAAUAUCCAAGGCAAGGAUCGUGUGAUGGGACAUACGGCGAAGGAAGAAGAUAUUUCAUAUGUGAAGAAGACUCGGGUGUUUUUGUGAAUUUGGCUGAACUGGUACCUCUGACAGGAAUAAAUGUCCCUGUCAUUAGCAUUGACCAAAGGGUCGUGUAUAGCCAAGCCAAAGGAACGCUACGCUACAUCGGAGAAGAAAGAUACUCAAAUAGUAACGUGCGAACUAUUGCUGGCUUGGAAAUGGAUGAAAAAAUUGGAAUGGGCAACGGUAGAAAGAAUGGAUUUCAACGCUUUGUUUGUCGGAAAGAUCAUGCAAUCUUUGUUACUAUAGAUAAUAUUCUACCAUUAAACUCCAUUGAUGAGAAGCCUAGCGAGGCGCUAAAAAAUGAACCGUCAGGGAAACAAGGUCCAAAGAAGGAGGUGGAAGAGCAGAUUGACGAUGAUGGUCGAUGUGCAAGAUCACUACUGAGCCAUGCUGAUGAUCAAGCUGAUGGAACAUCCAUAAGUAGGUGCAGAUGUAUCAGAGAUAGACCGUCAAUUUUUAACUUCCAUCACACACAAUUUAAUUUUAAUUUUCCCCGCUGUGACAUGGGAAGUUCUUAUUUUUAUGACCAGACAUUUGGAGGAGAAGGAACCAAAUUUAAUUGCAAGCUUGUAGGCAUAACAGAUGUUGUUUGUCACGAGGGUGGGGAUAUGUGUGCUGAGGCUUUUAAGCAAUUAAAGGUGCAGGCAAAGAAAAAGAGAGAGCAUAAACAGAAGGUGGCACUGUUUGUUAGUUUGGCAGGUGUCAGGAUAGUGGAUGAAAAUACCCAAAAAGUGCAGUAUGUACAUCCUGUCAAGAUAAUAUCAUAUGUCACUCUUGACCACCAUGAGAGCAAAAUAUUUGGCUAUGUAUGCAGCCAGCCCAAUUGCCCCACUGGAUAUCAGUUUUAUGCUUUGAAGUCAGAAGAAAAUGCACAGGUCAUCGUUGAUGCCAUGGUUGAACUUUUUCAAGUAUCCUUCAGUCGUAGACAAGAUCAUGCAAGAUCAACAAAGGAGCCGGUCCCCCACAGUUCACAUCAUGUGUUAAAUGGUUCUGUUGAGUUUAUUGCUCAGCUUCAGCAGAUGAAACCCGAUGCAAGCAAAGUCAAUGACAAGAGAGACCUAAAACUUGAGUUGAAGAAAAUUGCUUCGGACAAGGGCUUCAGAAUUGUUGACAAUGAAGGAUCUGGAAAUUGCAUGUUCUAUGCUUUGUCAGAUCAACUGGAAAUUGCUAUGAGAAUCAAAAUCGAGCAUGAUGAAUUAAGACAAAUAUUGGUCCAGUACCUCAGAGAAAACCCUAAACUAGUAAGUUGA
Stylophora pistillata is the source of this 1962-nucleotide messenger RNA. RefSeq lists its product as uncharacterized. Lineage: Eukaryota; Metazoa; Cnidaria; Anthozoa; Scleractinia; Pocilloporidae. Gene Ontology annotation, molecular function: protein kinase activity; ATP binding. The record is from RefSeq and is a predicted model, not a curated record. Gene Ontology annotation, biological process: necroptotic signaling pathway; protein phosphorylation.